CGCCGGGUUGCCGGAGGCCGCGCCAGCUUCCCCACUGCAGGCCCGCGCGGGCGCACAGGCCUCAGCGGGGAGGGAAUGGCCGCCUCACACCGAGCGGCGAAGCUGGCGGCCUCCAGUCUCCAAACCCCAGUAAAUCCCAGCACCGGAGCGCAGGUCGCCCAGUACGAACGCGAAGAGCCUUUAGAGGCUCUGGGGACGGAGGCCGUGGAGGAGGAGAAAGACGAAGAGGAGGAGAAGGCAGUGCGGCCGGCGCGGGCGCGGACUAAUUUUAACACUAACAUUUCCGAGGUGGAUGGACAAACACAUAUAAGUGGUGAGGACUUUGUGGACUUCUCUGAUGUUUACCACUCUAAUGAAGACUAUUUUAGGAAACUAGAAGAGCUGAAAGCUGCCCACUUGGAAACUAUGGCAAAAUUAGAGAAAAUGUACCAGAAUAAAUUAAAUUUAAAGGAAGUUCAGCCAGUGAUCAUCAGGGAAGAAGCUUCUAGUGUCUCUUCCAGGUCUGAAUCAGAAAAGAACUCCUCUCACCGUAUCUCAUUAAUGACAUCCUUUUCAGAGCCUGAUUUAGGGCAGUGUUCCUCCUUGAUUAUGUCUUCCUCUGAAGAUGAGUUGCCCAACUUAGAAAAAGAGUGUCCUGAGAAAAAGAGAGUGAUGAGCUAUGCUAAAGAACUGAUCAACAACAUGUGGACAAACUUCUCUGUUGAAGAUUAUAUUCAGUGUGGACAUGCUGACUUCCCAGUUGAAAAAACAAAGAAGAAACCAAGAGAAUGGGUACCAAAGAUUACAGUACCUGAACCUUUUCAGAUGAUGAUUAGGGAACAGAGGAAAAAAGAAGCAAACAUGAAAUCUAAGCCAGAUAUUGAAAUGGUACACCAACUGCUCAAAAAACAAGAGGAGGAAUCAGAGUGUAAGAAAAAAUUCCGAGCCAAUCCAGUUCCUGCAUUUGUCUUUUUCCCCCUUUAUCAUGACAUAGUCAAGCAAAAUGAAGAACGCAGGAGAUAUAUGAAGGAGAAAAACAAAGAAGCUCUUUUGGCCUCACAAAAGCCAUUUAAGUUUAUCGCAAGGGAGGAACAGAAGCAAGCAAUCCGGGAUAAGCAGAUGAGAGACUUGUUUAAGUCUAAAAAGAAAACAAAUAGAUUUAAGGCCAGACCUAUACCUCGGUCUACUUAUGGUUCGGUUACCAAUGGAAAGUUAGAAGAAGAGCCGUAUAGAAACAUUAGGAUGCAACUGAGAGCCCAAGAGCUUUUACAGAAUUCAUCCCCUCUGCCUCACAGAUCAGGUCACAGAAGUUGUGCUGCAAGGAAGCUCAAGGGUCCUGAACAGGCUGAAAAGUUGAAGUGUAAACACAACUUUAGGUGGCAAACUGCUGAUUUUGAAGACCUUCCCGAGAGAUAUCAGAAAUGCCUCUCGAAACAGAAGUUUUCAAAAUUCCUAACUGUCCGUAAACCAUCUGAUCUUCACGCAGCCUCCAAUGCAUCCACUCAGAGAGAGAAAAUUUUGGCAGACGUUGCAGCAGAUGAAGAACAUUUAAAAGAAACACGGGCUUAUCUGUCUCCAAGGCACAAGUCACCAGCAAGAAGUACAAGUGCAAAGCCUGUGCCUUGUCACUGCAACCCUCCAAUGCCCACAGUGUCUUCCAGAGGAAGAGAACAAGCCACAAGGAGAUCACUUGAGGAAAAGAAAAUGUUGGAAGAAGAGAGAAGUCGGAUCCUAACUAAGCAGAAGCAAAGGAUGAAAGAAUUGCAGAAACUCCUGAUGACCCGGGCUAAGGCUUAUGACUCACAUCAAAGUUUAGCUCAAAUGUCUAAAUCCAGAGUCAUGUCUCUCAGAAAGAGUGAAAAGGAAAGGAUGAGAGAAUACCAACGAGAACUAGAAGAGAGAGAAGAAAAAUUAAAAAACAGGCCGCUACUAUUUGAAAGAGUUGCUCAGAAAAAUGCAAGAAUGGCAGCAGAAAAGCAUUAUUCUAACACCCUAAAAGCAGUAGGACUAUCUGAUGAGUUUGUUUCAAAGAAAGGCCAAAGUAGAAAAAUAUUUGAGUACUUCAGCAAUCAAGAGAUGAAAAGUUUCACUGAAGAUAAAGAAAGCCUUAAUGAAGAAGAAAAAAUAGAAGAAGGAGAGAAUGGGGAAGAAAAUUAUUUUAUUGAUACCAACAGCCAGGAUUCUUACAAGGAAAAAGAGGAAGCUGAUGAAGAGAGUGGAGAGGAGAAAUCUGUCAAGGAGUAACAUGGAAUCAGUAGGGUCUCCUGUCUGAGCCCCUGCAGUCAAUUACAGCCUUGGGCAUUAGCAUCUAUGCUCGUGGUGUUCAGAACAUCAGUGGGAACCUUGUGAUAUGUACAGGGCUCUUGAGCAAAGUCAUGUGUAGCCUGAAAAGGCCAAAUCCAGCCAAAUGAAUGGUUUUUGGAUCAGUUAGAGUAAAGCUUUGGCUAUUCAGGUUUUUUAAUCGCUACAUAUAGUCUGUAACUUUGAUCUCACUUGUAUUUUUAAAAAGCAUUUGAGAAUCACAGCUGUCACAAACUGAUUAGUUAUAAAAAUAUAUGUUACUUCCUUAUUUGGGGUGGAAAAAAAUGGCUUAGCAUUGAGAGCAGAGAGAAGUAUUGGCUUUUGGUGAUUUGAAAACAUUUUUCUCGGAAGCCUGAAUCAAUAAAUAUCUUAAAAUUACACUAUUUGCCCAUUCUUUUCCUCUGCAAUACAUCUCACAAAAUGAAUCCUCACACUUGUUUUACUGGGUAUUUUAAGUCUUAUCUGAGCCAUUUUUUUAAAAAUAAUAAAAUACAGAAAAAAUACAUACUUGCAAAUUUGCAUACAUUUCUGCACUGAGAGUUUGCUGUUAAAUUAUCCACACUAUAUCAUUACUUUUUCUUUUUAUCCCUAGUCUUAUUCCAAAUUAUUUUUGAUGUGUAAAUUACUGGAAAAGUUUUUAUAUCAGUAUUUUUUUAAUUCUGUGUAUUAUGAUGGAAAUAAUUAUAAGCAUCUGAGUUAUAAUCUUAAUUGAAGGUAAAUAUCAACCCUGUUGUGUAUAUGAUGAAAUUGUGCAUAAUAACUUGUUCAAGGAAAAUCUCCAAAGAAAUUCAUAUUUAACUCCUUUUUAUUUUAUUAAAAAAAUAAUUUUUUAAAUGUCUUAUUUAUUUUUGAGAGAGCACAGUCAGGGAGGGGCAGAGACAAGGGGACAGAGGAUCUGAAGUGGGCUCUGUGCUGACAGCAGCGAACCAGAUGCGGGGCUUGAACUCACGAACCUUGAGAUCAUGACCUGAGCUGAAGUCGGACGCCCAACUGACUAAGCCACCCAGGUACCCCCAGAUUUUUUUAAAAAUAUUUUUUUAAUGUUUAUUUAUUUCUGAGACAGAGAGAGACAGAGCAUGAGUGGGGGAGGGGCAGAGAGAGAGAGGGAGACACAGAAUCCGAAACAGGCUCCAGGCUCUGAGCUGUCAGCACAGAGCCCGACGUGGGGCUUGAACUCACAGAUCGCAAGAUCAUGAUCUGAGCUGAAGCCGGACGCUCAACCAACUGAGCCAUCCAGGCGCCCCAAGGUACCCCCAGAUUUAACUCUUUAAUACUUGACCCAGUUGUUCUCAAAUUUAUAUACACAAUUGCAGACAUAUUUUGUCUUUCUGCAAUUAUGGUAAUUUGAGUUUAUGAAUCUAUCAUUUUUCCUCUCUAAGCAAAUUUUUGUUUUAAAACUUCAAACCAGACAUAAAGAUGUGAUAGGAUAAGACAUUUUCUUUUCUAAAAACAACCUCUUUUAAAGAGGAUGAACUAGGGGCGCCUGCAUGGCUCAGUGAGUAAAGCUUCCGACUUUGGCUCAGGUCAUGAUCUUGCACUCUGUGAGUUCAAGCCCUGUGUCAGGCUUUGCGCUGACAGCUCAGAGCCUGGAGCCUGCUUCAAAUUCUGUCUCCCUCUCUCUCUGCCCCUCCCCGACUCAUGCUCUGUCUCUCUGUCUCUCUCUCUUUCUCUCUCUGUCUCUCUCUCUUUCAAAAUUAAACAUUAAAAAAAAAUUUUUUUUUAAAGAUGAACUAAUUAAGGUGUAUAGAAUAGCAGUGAUUCCCAACUGGAAAUUUAUGCUUUUAAUUAAGAUAAAAGGUGAUUUUUCUCAAGGGCACAUGUUUACUUAUAAUCCCUUUCCUAUCAUUUGUUCCAAAACUAUUUGUCACUAUAAUUAGAUUGUAAACUCUUUGAGAGUUGGCACCAUUUUAAAAUUCAUUUUGUAUUCCUUUAAUAUUUUGUACAGGAUUGUGCAUAUGGUAAGCACUUAAUAAAGGCUUGAAUAAGUAGA
Messenger RNA from Panthera uncia (snow leopard), 4270 nucleotides. RefSeq names its product FAM161 centrosomal protein A (gene FAM161A). Bases 76 to 2223 code for a protein of 715 amino acids. Gene Ontology annotation, cellular component: photoreceptor connecting cilium; ciliary basal body; cilium. The transcript has 7 exons. NCBI's taxonomy places the organism in Eukaryota, Metazoa, Chordata, Mammalia, Carnivora, Felidae. Gene Ontology annotation, biological process: cilium organization. The record is from RefSeq and is a predicted model, not a curated record.